CUCCAUGGCUCUGACCAAAUAGUCCAGAAUGCUGGCUUUUUUGACUUCCCAACUCUAAUUUUUCCACGCACCCUUUUUCUUGUUCCUAUUCGACGUCUGUCGCAAUCCCUUCCCGACUUUUGCUUCACACGCAGCCUCUGCAAUUGCACACGCCGUCAUCCUACACCAGCCAAUUGUCCCCUUUGGUACCCCUCCAUCGCAUUCCUCCAUCCACUAUCCAGGCAUUGCCACGAGCUGCAUAUUGACCGCUGCACCGUAUACACACCCCUGAUCCACCACACCUAUAAAUUAACCCAUUCCCUCUGCUUCGCCAUGGCAGCCGCCUCCGAUCCCACCGCCACCAUGCCCGCAAUUCACGAGCAAAAUACCGUCAGUGACGAUGUGCGCGUUCUCGGUUAUGACCCAUUGAUUCCCCCGGCCCUGCUCUCCGCCGAAAUCCCAAUCACCAAAAAAUCCGAACAAACCGUCCUACAAGGCCGCAAAGAAGCCGUCCAGAUCAUUUCCCAAAAAGAUGACCGUCUCCUCGUCAUGGUCGGGCCUUGCUCUAUCCACGACCCGGCCAUGGCCCUCGAGUACUGCCAGCGCCUCAAAGCCCUCGCCGACAAGCUCAGCAAGGACAUACAAAUCAUCAUGCGUGCCUACUUGGAAAAGCCCCGGACCACGGUCGGCUGGAAGGGUCUGAUCAACGACCCGGACAUUGACGAGAGCUUCCAAAUCAACAAGGGCCUCCGCGUCUCACGCAAGCUCUUCUGCGACCUCACUGCCCAGGGCAUGCCCAUCGCCUCGGAAAUGCUCGACACCAUCUCGCCGCAGUUCCUUGCCGACCUCAUCUCGCUCGGUGCCAUUGGCGCCCGCACCACAGAGUCGCAGCUACACCGCGAGCUGGCCUCGGGUCUGUCGUUCCCCAUUGGAUUCAAAAACGGCACGGAUGGCGGCCUGACGGUCGCCGUGGACGCGAUUGGCGCUGCCGCCGCGAAGCACCACUUCAUGGGUGUCACCAAGCAAGGUCUGGCCGCCAUUACGCGGACAGCCGGCAACGAGAACUGCUUUGUGAUUCUGCGCGGCGGAACCAAGGGCACCAACUUCGACGCCGACAGCAUCAAAGCCGCGCGCGAGGCUUUGCGCAAGAAGGGCCAGGCCGAAGUCAUGAUGGUGGACUGCUCUCACGGAAACUCCAACAAGGACCACCGCAACCAGCCCAAGGUCGCCUCCGUCAUCGCCGACCAGAUCCGCGCCGGCGAAACCGGCAUCGUCGGCGUCAUGAUCGAGUCCAACAUCAACGAGGGCAACCAAAAGGUGCCUGCCGAAGGCCCCUCGGCUCUCAAGAAGGGCGUCUCCAUCACCGACGCCUGCAUAGAUUGGGAGUCCACUGUCGCCGUGCUGGAGAAUCUCGCGUCUGCCGUUGCCGAGCGUAGGGAGAAGAGAAGCAAGUCCGCCAACGGAACAAACUAG
This is a messenger RNA of Periconia digitata, 1452 nucleotides long. NCBI's taxonomy places the organism in Eukaryota, Fungi, Ascomycota, Dothideomycetes, Pleosporales, Periconiaceae. The record is from the annotation of a GenBank genome assembly.